AUGUUGUUCCAUCUAAAGGUGACUUGCCUAUUACAGCAAGGAUGCAAAAGUGGAUUGAACAACCGGACUGAUGAUGAAGAAGAUGUAGAUAAAGAUGAAGAAGAAUCAGCCACUGAUAAAGGAGAAUGGUUUUGCUCAUGGAACGGACUCCCCCUAAGGAUGAACGAACACAUUCAUUUUUCAACUACUUCUUCAUCCUCUUCCUUUGUUGAUGACAUUGUACCUCGUGGAUCAACCCCUCCUGUUGGAGAUACUACUAAGCCAAUGAUCCAAGAUGAACUUUCUCCAAAAUUUUCUCCUUCUCCUCAAGUUGAUAUUAUUCCUCAAGCCGAGACGGUUCGCCCUAUGCCAACUGUUGGGUUUUUAUUCAAAAAUCCGGUUUCGCAACCGGUAAAAAAUGACAAUGGAAGCUUUUAA
Messenger RNA from Lactuca saligna, 417 nucleotides. The record is from the annotation of a GenBank genome assembly. Lineage: Eukaryota; Viridiplantae; Streptophyta; Magnoliopsida; Asterales; Asteraceae.